Pogonomyrmex barbatus (red harvester ant) is the source of this 2879-nucleotide messenger RNA. It is a transcript of the gene lds, whose product is annotated as transcription termination factor lodestar. Gene Ontology annotation, molecular function: ATP binding; ATP-dependent activity, acting on DNA. Gene Ontology annotation, biological process: DNA repair. Gene Ontology annotation, cellular component: nucleus. The record is from RefSeq and is a predicted model, not a curated record. Lineage: Eukaryota; Metazoa; Arthropoda; Insecta; Hymenoptera; Formicidae.
UAUUAUAUAUUGGAUAAAUUUAGUGACGAUGAUGAUACACCAAAUUUUCAAUUUCUCAGAAACAAGAAUAAGAAAAAAAUUAAAAAAUAUAAAAUAUUAGAUUCUUCUGAUGAAGAUAAUGAUUCUGAAAGGACAAAUCAUGAAGAUGAUAAAGAAGAAUAUCAUUCAAUUAAUGAUUUCAGUAAUAUUUAUAAUUCUGAUUCAGAUUCCCCAACAGAAAGCAGAGGUAAAAAAAGGAAAGAUGUUACUCACGAUAAUACCAAGGAAGAUAUAAAAGAAUUGAAACUUAAUUCUUCUAAUGAUUCUCUUACCGAUGAAAGUUUUGUUAACAAUAAUAAUUUACAUGAACAAAGUGAUAUUGACCAAAAUGAUAAAAUAACAAAUAUGGAAAAUGAAACAUCUCAUGAUAUACCUGUAACUAUCGAGCUUGAUUCAGAUUCCGGUUCUGGACAAAAUAGUGAAUCCGAAUUUGCAAUGUCUUUUGCGAAACAAGAAAUUGGUGUUGGAAAUAUAGAUCCAUUGGUAGCACAGAAAAGAGCAAUGAUGGUUUGCAAGUUAGAACAGCUUAAAAAUCAAUUAACCAAGUCAAAAUUAUUACUCACUGAAGGAAAUAUCAAAGUAUUACCUGAUGAGGGGAAGAGAUUACGAGAAAGCAUACGCGAGAAAGAAAAAGAAAUCGAAGAAUUGACACUUGAAUUGGAAAAUACCCCUUUGGUGCAAAAGUUUAAUAGUCAAAGAACUAAAGUCACGGAAAAAUUACACUUGGCAAAGAAACUAUUGCUCAAAGACGAGCCAUACUUGGAUGAAGGAGAUUCAUAUUUGGCAACGGAAUCGUUAUUCAAAGAUGAGCCAUACUUGGAUGAUGAAGAUUAUUCAUAUUUGGGUAUAGACGGGAUACCAACGAAACCUACCACAUCUCCUGAAUUAAGGGAGUUGGGCAAAAAAGCACAAGCGACAAGAGAUAAGGAGCUUGCUUUAACAAUGGAACGAUUACAAGAUUUGCACGGAUCACUCAUAGCUCGUCCAUUGGAGAAUGAGAAAGCGGAAGAUCCAAGAGGAUUAAAGGUACAGUUAAUGCCACACCAACAGCACGGUCUCGCGUGGCUUUUAUGGAGAGAACAGCAAAAACCAUCCGGUGGUGUUUUAGCUGAUGAUAUGGGUUUGGGCAAAACAUUAACUAUGAUAGCAUUGAUUAUGACCACUCUUGCUAAUCCUGAUAAUGAUAGUGAUGAUAAUGAGGAAUGGGCCAGUAAGACGAAACCUUCAUAUCCUAAAGGUGGCACAUUGGUAGUAUGUCCCGCAUCCUUAUUGUCGCAAUGGGAAACUGAAGUGCGAAACAGAUGCAAACGCGGUUUAUUGUCUGUUGAAGUACAUCAUGGUAGCAAUCGACAGAAUGUUCCUAAACGAUUGGCGAAAAAUGAUAUGGUUAUUACGACGUAUAAUAUAUUAUCUCGAGAACAUAAAUCCAAAUCUACACUGUACAAGAUUAACUGGAAGAGAGUUAUACUCGAUGAAGCUCAUAUAGUAAGAAAUCAUAAGAGUCAGGCAUCUGAAGCUGUUUGUGGACUUGUUGCGACCAAACGAUGGGCUCUUACCGGCACUCCUAUACAAAACAAAGAAUUAGAUUUGUAUUCCAUUUUAAAGUUUCUUCGAUGUUCACCAUUUGAUGAUCUACAUGUUUGGAAGCGAUGGGUAGAUAAUAAAAAUGCUGCCGGUCAUCAGAGAUUAGCGACGGUCAUGAAGACAUUGAUGUUACGAAGAACUAAACAAGAAUUGAUGGCGAAAGGUGAUUUAGAAAAUUUACCUGAAAAGUUUAUCGAGGAGGUGACUGUGCAAUUAGACCCUCAGGAGCAAUUGGUGUAUGAGAAAAUUUUAAUUUAUUCUCGUACCCUGUUCGCACAAUUCUUAGCUCAACGCGCGGAGAAGGAACACAUGUUCGAUUUGUAUGGUGGAAAAUAUGAUAAACCUGCCUUUCUCGCGAAUCCAAAUAAAGAUACUCAGUUUACCAAAGCGCAAAACAAAUUGUUAUCGAUGCACGCUGAUGUAAAGACACAUGAAAUUUUGGUACUUCUGUUGCGAUUGCGUCAGGUAUGUUGCCACCCGGCAUUGAUUCACGCCAUGUUGGAUCAAGAAGACGUGAAACAGAGCGGGAUGAUGGAUAUAGAAAACGUGGAUGCUGAUUUAUUAUCGCGAGUAAAUAAUAUAUCCCUUAACGGAAUCGAGGAUAAUACAGAGGAGAAUGAAAUCGGUAUUGAUCAGAGGAUAGUUGGAAAUGUACUCACAUCUGAGAAUCCGGUAUUUGAUGAUGAUCGCAUUAGUUCAAAGAUGAGGGUGCUGCUUAACACGGUCAAACAAAUUUUACAAAAGGAUGAUGAUAAACUCAUUAUCGUUUCGCAAUGGGCGACAUUAUUGGAUGUUAUAGCAACACAUUUGCCCUUGAUAAAAGGUGCUACAUUUAGCAAGUUUACAGGAAAUGUUGCUAUCAAAGAUCGACAAGGUAUAAUGGAAUCUUUUAACAGUCGAAAUUCCGGUCCAAAAAUUUUAUUGCUUUCGCUUACGGCUGGCGGAGUAGGAUUAAAUUUGGUAGGCGGCAAUCAUUUGUUAUUAUUUGACAUCCAUUGGAAUCCGCAGUUAGAAACACAAGCACAAGAUAGGAUUUACCGUUUUGGUCAAACAAAGAAUGUAUACAUUUACAAAUUUAUUUGUGCUAAUACAAUAGAAGAACGUAUCAAAACAUUGCAAGAACGAAAACUUGAAAUAGCGACGAACGUAUUGAGCGGUACCAAGACUAAUGCCACUAAACUUACACUAAACGAUCUGAAGUCGUUAUUUGGUUUUUAAUUUAUAAAAUUUUGGAAUAAAAUAUUGAAACAAUAUAA